Molecule: messenger RNA, 930 nt
Organism: Leishmania braziliensis MHOM/BR/75/M2904
Lineage: Eukaryota; Euglenozoa; Kinetoplastea; Trypanosomatida; Trypanosomatidae
Exons: 1
Coding region: 1-930 (309 amino acids)
Source: RefSeq, a predicted model, not a curated record
AUGCACACCUCCAAUCGGAAAGUCGACAAGGCGCCUGCAGCGUCACAGAAGGCCAAUGAAGCGUCCAGAGGCUCAAAGUUUGGUUCUUUCGUCCGGAGCGAUGCCGUUCCCGGCUACGCAGGCGUUGAGGAUGCUACACUUAUGCCGCAGCUUCCAAUACCAUCACCGAUAAUGCCGUACUACGGACAGUAUUCUCCCAUCUGCGCUCUCUCCCCUGGUGCCGCACCGAUGGGAUUUUCCAUGCCCCCACAAACUGGCACCGGCUCUCCGCAAAUGUGGAUACCCGGUAUGAUUCCACCUCCACCUGGCGCGAAUUCGAACGCGACGCUCACCCCUCAUCCCUACGUAUCGCAGUAUGGUGCCGGUGCACAGCCCAUGAUGUACGUACCACUGCCAUAUAGCUACCCGCCGUGCAUGGCAGCGACCGCGACCACCUCCACCCCGGCGUUGGGGGCCUCUUUCAAUGGUCAACAGUCUGCGAAGGCGGCAGCGCAGGGAGCGACUCCCCCGUACACUUCCACAACGGCUGCCCUUCAUCAGUCGCACUCCGGUACCGGCGAACCACCAAACCUCUCCCCGCCUUUCAUGGAAGCACCAUCAACGAACAGCACAGUACCAACGCCAUCGGCGGUGUUGAUGCCUGCGCCAGUGCCGAGCAUCACGACCAUCGAGCACUCCGCGAUGCCUCUCAUGCCCAACACCGUGUUGCCACCUGGCGACCCAUUCUGUCCUGCAGGGGUGACAGUGCCGUCCCAAUACGCCACUGCAUCGGCUCUCUGCUUCUCUGACGCCCCUGCCGCGGAGGAGUUACUUUCCGUGCGCUCGCAUCGGUGCAACAACGUGGCCAACGGCUUUCCGGCUGUGUCGCAGCAAAGUGAGAUGCAGGCAACCCCAACGGAUGCUGUUGCUGCUGACAUCAAUGCACCUUAG